UGUGGGCUGGGCAUAAGGGGUGCAUUGCAGCUCCUGUACUUCAUGUUUGAGGCUAGUGAGGAACCUUGAGUUCUGGGUCCUGCCCUUGCCCUGUGCUUCGUAAAAAGCAGCGGGGCAGCACAAGGGUAGGGGUAGCAUAGGGAACCACAGCUCCUCCCAGUGCAGCUCCUGCAUUGGAGGGGACUUUGGGAGGAGGUGGGGCUGACGCCUGGCUCCGGGCUGCUUGCUGCACUCAGUCCCAGGGCAUGAGAGUGAGUGCUGUACAACUGGGUGCAUUAACCUGUCAGGCCGUGUGGCUUCUCUGGGCUCCGAUGUGAGCUCAGUGCACUCGGCAGGGAGAGGACCAGGAUCGUGCCAGCUUGCUGGGACUGCUGCUAACACCUGCUCAGGUUGGGGCUUCCCUGCUGGGGCUGGCUGGUGAAAGCCCUCACUUACUCUGGGUGGAAAUGACUUCUGAGAGGGACCGGAUGGAGCCAGACUGGGAUGCGAUUCGGACCCUUAACACCCUCCAGACUAAUGCUAGUUACCUGGAGCAGGUAAAGCGGGAGCGAGGAGACCCUCAGGUGCAGCUGGAGGCCAUGAAAGGCUUUUUGGAGCGAAGCGGGUUGAAGGUCGAAGACCUGGAUCAACUGAACAUCAUCCACGUCACUGGGACAAAGGGCAAGGGCUCAGCUUGUGCCUUCACAGAGCGCAUCCUCCGAAACUACGGCCUCAAGACAGGCUUUUACAGCUCUCCCCACCUGGUGCAGGUACGUGAGCGGAUCCGCAUCAAUGGGCAGCCGAUCAGCAAGGAGCUCUUCAGCAAGUACUUCUGGCAGGUGUACAACCGGCUAGAGGAGACCAAGGACCCUGCCUAUGCCAGCAUGCCUGCCUACUUCCGCUUCCUCACCAUCAUGGCCUUCCAUGUCUUCCUGCAGGAGAAGGUGGACCUUGCAGUGGUGGAAGUUGGCAUUGGAGGGGCCUACGAUUGCACCAACAUUGUCAGGAAGCCAGUCGUGUGUGGAGUCUCUUCUCUGGGGAUUGACCACACCAGCAUCCUGGGGGACACCAUGGAGAAAAUUGCUUGGCAGAAAGGAGGCAUCUUCAAGCCUGGUGUGCCAGCAUUCACGGUGCCACAGCCGGAGCGGCCCCUGGAGGUGCUGAGGGACCGAGCCAGGGAGAGCCCGUGCCCCCUCUACCUGUGCCCAGACUUGGGUGCCUAUGAAGAGGACAAAGUGUUCCCGUUGGGCUUGGCAGGUGACCAUCAGCGAUCAAAUGCCACCCUGGCCUUGCAGCUAUCACGGAUGUGGCUGGAGCAGCAGGGAUACCAAGGUAGCGGGGAGCUGAAGGACUUGUGGCCAGGUGCAGAGCCACCAGGGAAAAAGCCUGUACCUUUGGCACCCGUGUUCAGGCCCAGCAUUGCCAUGGUGCAGGGUCUGCAGGACGCGGUGUGGCUGGGCCGUACCCAGGUGCUGCAGCAUGGGCCGGUGACAUGGUACAUUGAUGGGGCGCACACCACCAGCAGCGUGCAGGCCUGCGUGCGCUGGUUCCACCAGGCUGCACUCAAUGAGGAGAAGCCCGUGGAUGGCUCUGAGGUCCGAGUUCUUCUCUUCAACGCCACUGGGGACCGGGACACGGCGGCUCUGCUGAAGCUACUGCUGCCUUGCCAGUUUGACUACGCUGUGUUCUGUCCCAACUUCACGGAGGUGUCUACGGUGGGGAAUGCAGACCAGCAGAACUUCACAGUCACGCUGGAGAACGUGCUGACCCGCUGCCUGGAGAACCAGAAGAAGUGGAACCAGCUGAUGGAGGAGAAGGUGGGCCAGGACCUCUGGCUGUCUGCCCCCUUGGUGGUGGAGGGGGUUGGUGGGCGGCUGAAGCCUGACCCCCUGCGCAGCCCCCUGCUACUUGUGCCCUCUGUGGAGCGCCCGCUCAAUGCCAACUCACUGGUGUUCCCUUGCAUCUCCCAUGCCCUGCAGUGGAUCACCCAGGGCAGGGACCCACUCCUCCAGAUGCCUACCACCAAGGGCCUCCAUCUGCACCCUGUGGCUAGCACUGGUGCUGUCUUGCUCAAGGAAGCCACCGUCAUCCGUGUGCUGGUCACAGGAAGCCUGCACCUGGUGGGUGGGGUCUUGAAGCUGCUUGACCAGUCACUCUCGCAAUAGAGACUGCCGGGGUGGUGCCUCUGCCCUGCCCUUCGUUGUUUACUUGAAUAUUCCUUGGCACCUUGUUCCAGCCACUCCAGGGAUGCUGGUGACCAAGCCUUGGCCCUGGGGUAGAAGGGGCAGGCUUGGGCCAGCCUCUGGGAUCUGAGCCACCUCCUUGCUGUGUGGUCCGCCCUCUAGGCAAAUCCUUUUGCCCCAAGCAGCAGGACCUGCUCCUAGGGCUGGAGUUGGCACCCCUGACUUCCACAGCCCAGAACUGGGGUUUUCAUGCUCAGCCCCUCAUUUGCUGAAGUGAGAUCCAUGCCCUCAGCAGAUCCAGCCUCCCCUGGGAGUGGGCUCUGGUUUGGAGACCCAAGUGCUGGAUCCUUCCUGCCUCAAGGCACCUGAGGGGGCAGGCCCUUGUCUGCCAGUCUCAUUGCCACUGCUCUUCUCAGUUUGCUGGCAGAUCUGUGCCUCUGCCCUCCCAGGAACCAAGAGCCACUGGCACUGGGCCGUUCCUUCCCCAGCUUGCCCAAGCAGGUGCAGGCUGGUAGAAGUCUGUCCCUGUCUCCUGGGACCAACUCCCUCUGUCCUCCCCACCCACUCCAGCUCUGAGCAGCAGGUGGGGAAAGGAGCUGAUUGGGGUAGGUUUGCCUGCUUUUCCAUGCUGGACACUGAAACCUGGGAUGGUGGAGAGUGCUGCUUGCUAAAAAGCAGGAGUGUGAAGGGAAACUCCCUGGGAGAGAGUUGGCAUCCCCAGCUGGCACGUGGCCCUCAGUGUGGGGCACCUGCCACCCUAGGCUCUGCUGGGCCAGCCCUGCCACCACUGCCUGGUGCUUAGGGGGUCCCCCCCACCCAUCCUUAGUGCCUUUGUCUCCUCCCUGGAUUCACCUCCCUAAAGCCUGAGCCUAGCUCAGACCCUAGAGGGGCUCUGCAGAGGCCAUUAGUGCCACUGUGCGUCUUAGGCUUAGAGCUGCCUGGGGACUGGCCUUGUUCCUACCCAUGGGGAAGGGAGGGGGUCUUGUGCAGCAGGCCCAGCUCCCCCCAAGCCAGCCCCAUUCCUGGUGGGAUUUGUGUGCUGGCAUGAGGCUCUGUGCUGGCAUCUAACCCUCCCCUCCUUCCCAGUGCAGGGCAGUGUGGUGCAAGGGCAGCUCUGGAGGCAGUGUGCUGUGUGGGUGCUGACCCUGCUGGCGCCCCGAAGGGGUGGGAAGGGCCUUCACUGUCUCCGCUGGGUAGUAAAUAUGAUGGGGGCUCUGGCCUGUGUGGGGCUGGGCUUGGGAAGGGGCCAGACUGCCCUUGCAGUUUAGGAGCCUGCCUGCUUUCCGGGCCUUGUGCAGUCUGCAUUGUUCAAGCAGGGGCUGGCUGCCUGCCUGGAGCCCAGGCUGACCUGUGCCUGGGCAGGCAGCGGCUGCAGGGAGUGCUGGCUUGGAGGAGCUGAGCUACAUCUCUGUGGGGCAGAGAUUGCAAAGCUGGAGGCUGAGCACUGCUUGUGUCCCCACAGCAUCACUUGGGCUCCCCAAGGGGGCAUGGCCUAUGCUAAAACCACUGUGGUCAGGUGCUGAGCUCAGUCUCCCGUAGAGGUCAGAGGAACUUGGCCUCUGGGCAUAGGGCAGUAGUGCUACAGCUGCCCUAGACUAGACAAGAUGUUGGAUGGGGCAAAGCAUGUUACCAGGGCCUGCAUUGGCAGGGCUGUGUGAGAGCAUGGGGGUGCUACAGGGUGCGUGUCUGCCACUGCGGUGCCCAGCUCAGCCAACUGCAGCACAUUUUGAAUCGGUGACCAGCAGAGAUGUCUGUUCACUCCACUCUGUGCAGGGGCUGACUGGGCUCAGUUUGGACAGAGCCCAGGAUGGAUCAGGGAAUGGACCACGCAGUCGCAGUCAUUUGCUCUUGUGGCUAAGUGUGAUGCUGGCUAUCUGCUUCUCAGGGUACUGUCUUUGAUUGCAGCCAGCCUGGCCUGGCUUGUCAUUGGGCUGGUGUGUGGAGCUGGCACCGAGGCGUCUAAUGGUCCAAGCUGGCCUAGAUAUGUUCCCAGUGUGCUGUUACACCAGCUUCUCCUUGUCAGUUCAGCACUCAGCAGCAAGGGCCUGCAAAGAAGGUUUCCCUGCUGGCUGUGCAGGGAGGUGGCUUUCGUGAUGGUCCAUGCCCCUGCCUGCUGACGGUUGCUGCUGCACUGGCUGUGCUGGGAGCUGGGCUGUGUUCGGCCCUGGGUGGCCCUCAUCCCCCAGUAUGGCUCUGUGCUGAAGCCACCUGUGGCUCGGACCCAGCCGUCUGUCUGUGGGCGUGUGCCCAGGCCUCUGACCAUCCCCCUAGUUGUGAUGGAUCAGACUGCUACAGUCCCGGGGACCAGUGUGCCAACCUGCCUAUCAGCUGUGACGGGCUUCUGUCCCCUGCCAUGGUGUCCUGGUGCCACCACGUAUUUGCCCCUUCCCCUCCAGCUCCAGUAGUAACAAACUGCCAACACAUGGGACUUCCUGCGCUGCACCCUCCCCUGCCCUUGUGGGACGUGGUUAGGACACUGUCAUCUGAGCUACUUCUUUUGACCCGAGCCCGCCUGCUCCUCCUGUUUAGGAACAACGUUCAAGUCUACUCCCCUCGUAGACCUCUGCAUUGGAGCAGAGCAGGGCCUAUAGGCACUAGCAUAGCACCAGGAGCAGUUUUCACCUGGGCCCUGGCCCAACGGUAUUGGUAGUGUAGUGUGGCCUAGUAAAGGGCUGUUACAUACAGGAUAGAUCACAGGCACCAUGCAGCAAUUGGUGCGGUCUUCUUUAUGGGAGAUGCUCAGUGCUGCCUAGAGUGGCUGUGACAGGAAAUACCUGCUCUGGCUGGAGGUUCGGAAGGACAAAGGAGGGAGAGCAGGGUCCUGUAAAGAGCAGGGUCUGUCUUUGCACAGGUGCUCUGAAGGGACGCCAAAGGCCAGAGCACCCUGGUUUAUGCAUAGCAGCUAAGAGUUUCAGAGCUGAACAUAACCCCCCUUUUUUUUUUUUUUUUUUUUAUAUA
Messenger RNA from Alligator sinensis (Chinese alligator), 5120 nucleotides. It is a transcript of the gene FPGS, whose product is annotated as folylpolyglutamate synthase. Gene Ontology annotation, cellular component: cytoplasm; cytosol; mitochondrion. Gene Ontology annotation, biological process: tetrahydrofolylpolyglutamate biosynthetic process. The record is from RefSeq and is a predicted model, not a curated record. Gene Ontology annotation, molecular function: tetrahydrofolylpolyglutamate synthase activity; ATP binding. The transcript has 15 exons. Bases 447 to 2144 code for a protein of 565 amino acids. NCBI's taxonomy places the organism in Eukaryota, Metazoa, Chordata, Crocodylia, Alligatoridae.